Messenger RNA from Candoia aspera, 2967 nucleotides. RefSeq names its product L-threonine 3-dehydrogenase, mitochondrial-like. The record is from RefSeq and is a predicted model, not a curated record. Gene Ontology annotation, biological process: L-threonine catabolic process. Gene Ontology annotation, molecular function: L-threonine 3-dehydrogenase activity. The transcript has 9 exons. Bases 123 to 1253 code for a protein of 376 amino acids. NCBI's taxonomy places the organism in Eukaryota, Metazoa, Chordata, Lepidosauria, Squamata, Candoiidae.
GUGUAGUGAACAACUCCCAGUACCUCAGGAAUUCUGAUUGGCUUAGCAGAGAGGCUGUGCCCUAUAAAUACACCUCUUUUGCUUUGCAAAACCACUUGCAGAAAAAGACGCACACUUGAAACAUGCCUGCUGUUAGGAAUUUGAGCCGCUCUGUCAAACAUCUGUUGAACACACCUGGCUGUGGUUGUCAGGUUGCUCUUGUGCCAAUUAGAUGUCUUGGUAUCUCACCCCGGCAGGUGCCAUCGGAUGCCAGCUUUCAUUCAGUAUGUUUUUCAGAAACUGAUCAUCCACGGGUGUUAAUUACAGGAGGACUUGGCCAGCUUGGAGUAGGACUUGCUAAGCUGUUACGAAAACACUUUGGAAAGAACAAUGUGAUUUUGUCAGAUAUUAGAAAGCCCCCUGAUAGUGUCUUCUAUAGUGGUCCUUUCAUCUACUCUGAUAUUUUGGAUUACAAGAACCUUCGUGAAAUAGUGGUGAACAACAGGAUUACUUGGUUAUUUCAUUACAGUGCUUUGCUCAGUGCAGUUGGAGAAGCCAAUGUCCCUUUGGCAAGAUCUGUGAAUAUCACUGGACUGCACAACAUUCUUGAUAUAGCUGCCGAGCAUAGUCUGCGACUCUUUGUUCCCAGCACCAUUGGAGCCUUUGGACCAACUUCCCCUAGGAAUCCAACUCCUGAUCUCUGCAUCCAAAGACCAAGGACAAUCUAUGGAGUCUCCAAGGUUCAUGCUGAACUCAUGGGAGAGUAUUAUCAUUAUAGGUAUGGGCUAGAUUUCCGAUGUCUAAGGUAUCCUGGCAUUAUCUCAGCUGAUUCCCAGCCUGGUGGAGGAACAACCGAUUACGCAGUCCAAAUUUUCCAUGAUGCUAUCAAGACUGGAAAGUUCCAAUGCAAUCUUAAACCAGAUACCCGCUUGCCAAUGAUGUAUAUUGAUGACUGUCUUAGAGCUUCUUUGGAGAUCAUGGAAACACCUGCUGAGCAGCUGAGCAUGAGGACUUACAACAUCAGUGCCAUGAGUUUUACACCUGAGGAGCUCGUUCAAGAGGUCCAGAAGCAUAUUCCAGAACUUGAAGUUGUCUACAAUGUAGAUCCUGUUAGGCAAGCCAUUGCUGAUAGUUGGCCAAUGAUUUUUGAUGACAACAAUGCUCGCCAAGAUUGGGGAUGGAAACAUGAUUAUGAUCUUCCAGACCUGGUGACCACCAUGUUCAACUUCCUUAGCUCUGUCCGUUGUAUUUCCAGAGUUGCUCAAGUCAGCUAAGUCUUUAUACGAUGCAGCCUCCAGAUAUUUCAUAGCUCUUCAUCUACUUCUGAGAUCUGAAGCAGCCUGUUAUUUGAACAGGAUUGCUGACCUCUCAAUUUGCUUUUUUGCUAAAGAAAUAUACAUGCACACAUACAUAUAUAUUUGCUAAAGAUAUGCACACAUACAUGUACAUGCAUAUACUGAAAAGUUUGUACGCACUUCUGAAAGCUGUCUAGCUGUUGGGACCCUCAGGAAAUAUUUGUUCAUAAGCUGCAGUUUGCUUGCUCUCCUAAUUCUAAAUGCUUCUCUGGAACAUACUCUUCUUUUGUUGUUUUGUUUAGUCUCCAUAUGGCAAUGUAUUAUUUGGCUGUUGGAUACUAUCUUUUAGGGCUAUGCAUGCUUCAGUAAGGAUUUGGAAGAAGUACUUUGGAACUCACAUGAAGAAAGCACCUCUUUGCUAUUAAUUAAAGCAGCCACUUCUUUUUUUCAGGAUUCUAUUCAAGCAGUCCUGACCAAACAUGCUUCUGUGGAAGGCUGAAAAGAAUCGGGCUAGUAUAAUGAAUUAGCAGAGGUGCUGAGCUUAUUUAAGGACCAAAGCAUCACUUCUGAAUCAUUCUGAAGUGUGCACAGCCUUAAUAGUUAAAACUAAAACUAAAUUAUGUCCCACCUUGAAUUUCCUGGGCUAGAAAAAGUAGAUGGCAUGGGAAGAGAGAGCAUUAAGGAGAGACUUUGCAGGAGAAAAGCAUGAUUCUCAACUCCCGGUUGGAACUGUGUUUCUCUGACAGUUUGUUCCACCCUUAAAUAGAAAUUCUCCUGAACUUCCUGCUUGCACAUUCAUGAAAAACUGAACAGAGCUGCACAAUACCCUGGAAGGAUUAAAUAUUAGGUCUUAUGUUCAUAUUAUUUGUAGGCUCUUUUGUCCACUAGGGUCCUCCCAUAGUUUUACCAACUUAGACUAGUUUCAGGAUGCUAUAUUUUCUAAGAAAAUACACUUGUACAUCGUUGCAAAUAUCCCCCAAGUCUGCAACAUCAGGAAGCAAAUGACAGGAAAAACCUGGGGGAUACUUGCAACAGUGAUAACGGGCAGCUGGAAAAUAAUGAAAUAAUUUAAUAACGUCAUGGAAAUUCAAAUCAAGACUACAAAAACAAUUUUUUUACAUUAAAUCUCUAUUUAUAAAUUAUGGUGCUUUGGGAUAUGCUUCUGUGUUUCUGGUUUUAGGUAUUCUGAUAUCACUGAAAAUAUAAAAGAUUUAAAAAUGCAGGUUAUUCCCUUCCCUAACCUACUAUAAAUGUGCUCAGUUGCUUAUGAAAGUCUUUUUUCCAUCUCUGCUUGCCUUUGUUGUAUGUUGAUACCUUCAGCAUUCCAUAGCUCAGACUAAUUUAUAGACAGAUGCUGUUUGCUAAACUUCGGGUUCUUUCAUUCUGUAUUGUAUGUCGAAGUAAAAAUAAGACCAGUCCAUAGGAAACCUUGGAGAAAGCCAAUAUUUUACUUAGCCUUGAAUUUGGCAAGAAUUCUUCUCUGAGAGCACUGAAGAAUUAAAGGUGAAUCCAGUUAUUUCCUCUCCAGGCAAUGAAAUGUGUUACAUUUUAGACUUACUCCUUUGCUCUCAACAUUCCUUGGAAUUUCUCUUAAAUAUUUGUGGAGUCCCUCAAGUUAGUGGUCAUUUUUUAGCAACCAUGGGCCGAUUCCCAGCCGAAAAGCCCUAGACCAACAAUGUUUCCUUUGACAAGG